Molecule: messenger RNA, 1560 nt
Organism: Coprinopsis cinerea okayama7#130
Lineage: Eukaryota; Fungi; Basidiomycota; Agaricomycetes; Agaricales; Psathyrellaceae
Product: acyl-CoA dehydrogenase
Exons: 24
Coding region: 19-1560 (513 amino acids)
Molecular function (GO): flavin adenine dinucleotide binding; heme binding; acyl-CoA dehydrogenase activity
Source: RefSeq, a predicted model, not a curated record
GCCUCGUCGUCGCUCACAAUGGCCUCAAAAGAACUCAAAGUCUUCACCCGCGAAGAAGUCGCAAAGCACGACGAGGACGGUGAUCUUUGGAUCAUCAUCGACGGCAAGGUCUAUGACAUUAGUCGUUUCAAGAAUCUACACCCUGGAGGUGCCUCUGUCUUGUUGGACGCCGAAGUUGCUGGCAAGGAUGCUACCGAAGCCUUUUACGGCCUUCACCGACACGAGGUCAUCGAAAAGCCUCAAUACAAGCGCCUCCAGAUUGGCGUGAUUGAGGGCGAGAAGAGUGUCAUCCACAGCCAAAUCGUCGGCGAACUCUCUAAGGUUCCCUACGCCGAACCAACUUGGCUUUCUGCUGGCUACCACAGCCCUUACUACUCGGAUAACCAUAGGCAAUUCCAAAAGGCAGUACGGAAGUUCAUCGACGAGGUUGUCACACCUGAUGCCCGCGCCAGAGAAGAAGAUGGAAAGCCUCCUAGCGCAAGUGUCAUAGAAGCCAUGGCCAAGCUCAACCUCCAUGCCAUGCGAAUGGGCCCCGGCAAGCACCUCAAAGGCCUUGAGCUCAUGGGAGGCAUCGUUAAGCCCGAGCAAAUGAUUAUUACCCAAGAGUUUGCACGAGCCGGGUGCCGAGGCUAUGGAGAUGGUCUCAUGGCCGGCUCAGUCAUCGGCCUCCCUCCCGUUCUCAACUUUGGUAGCGAUGAGAUUAAGGCGAAGGUCGUUCCGGACGUUUUGUCCGGGAAGAAGCCUAUUUGCUUGGCUAUUUCUGAGGCCUUUGCUGGUAGCGAUGUUGCUGGUCUCAGGACCACUGCCGUGAAGACUCCAGACGGCAAGCACUGGAUCAUCAACGGAACCAAGAAGUGGAUUACCAACGGAACAUUUGCCCAUUAUUUCACCGUCGGCUGCAAGACCGAGGACGGUUUCACUGUCAUCCUUGUCGAACGUGGCGAGGGCGUCGAGACCAAGUCCAUCAAGACUAGCUACUCCCCGACUGCUGGCACUGCCUUCAUCACCUUCGACAAUGUCAAGGUGCCGGUCGAGAACACUCUUGGCCCGGAGGGUGGAGGAAUCUUCGUUAUGCUCAGCAACUUCAACCAUGAACGAUGGGUCAUGAUCUGCUCGUCUGCCAGGAGCCAGCGACUUAUUGUCGAAGAGUGCUUGAAGUGGACUACCCAGCGGAAGGCUUUCGGAAAGCCCUUGCAUUCCCAGGCUGUUAUUCGGAGCAAACUUGCCGCCAUGAUUUCGCGAGCUGAAGCUGUCCAAAGCUGGCUCGAAAACAUCACCUAUCAGAUGAACAACAUGUCCUACAAAGAACAAGCCAAGUACCUUGCCGGACCCAUCGGUUUGCUCAAGAUGACUUCGACCAAGUUCGCCCAGGAAACUGCUACUGACGCCGUUCAAAUCUUCGGUGGCCGCGGAAUUACUCGAACUGGAAUGGGUCAAUUCAUCGAACAUUACCACCGCACUGUUCCCUUCGAUGCUAUUCUCGGUGGAGCGGAGGACGUUUUGGGCGAUCUCGGCGUUCGCCAGGCUAUUCGACAGAUGCCCAAGGAUGCCAGACUCUAA